Messenger RNA from Hydatigera taeniaeformis, 1842 nucleotides. Lineage: Eukaryota; Metazoa; Platyhelminthes; Cestoda; Cyclophyllidea; Taeniidae. The record is from the annotation of a GenBank genome assembly.
AUGGAUCGAUCACUUCCUCGCUCGAUUUCUCCCAUCCUCAUCCUCUGUUUGGUCCUUUCAGCAGUCAAUGGUAGUUCCAACUCCUGUUCCAAGUUCCCAGAAAUUGAACCUUCUGUUAGUAUUGGGGUUUUGGUGAGAAAUAAGGCUCAUAGCCUUCCGUACUUCCUACAUCAUCUCGAACAACUAGAUUAUCCAAAAAAGAGAAUUCAUUUAAGUUUUCGACUGGAUAAUACAAUAGAUAGAAGCGCACGAAUUCUGGAAAGUUGGGUAGACAGUGUCCGAGAUUUAUACCAUGCCAUUGAUCUUGAUAUGGACGAGACGAAUUCACAUCCCGUCAGCCCUAGUUGGGCAAAGGAUCAUCACCAACAUCUGAUAAAUCUUCGUCAAGCUUCUCUUGACCGCGCCUAUGAACUCAACGCUGACUUCUUUUUCAACUUGGAUGCAGAUGCCAUUCUAUUGAACAAUGCAACUCUAAAGCGGCUUGUUGAAGUCAGUUCCUUCUCCUCGAAGCAGUACCCUGUUCCGAUAACUGUAAUUGCUCCUAUGCUCAAUUGCACGACCUCUGAUGUAUUUUCCAACUUUUGGGGCGACAUUACCGAGGAAGGCUACUAUAAGCGAUCACAGGACUACUUUGAUCUUCAACGUAGACACAAGGAAGGGAUAUUUGCUGUAGCAAUGGUUCACACAGCGGUUCUGGUUAACCUUCGCCACACCAGGGAGGAACGUCUGUCCUUCAAGCCCUUAAACUCAGGGUACAAUGGGCCGAUUGACGACAUUAUCAUUUUUGCAAGAAACGCGCAGUCACAGGGUAUUCAAUUUUACCUUGACAAUCGAGUAUUUUACGGCUACUUUCCUUUGCCCUUGGAUGAGGCUGAAAUCCCACCAGCCUAUCGAGACUCGGCCAAAUACCUCCUCGACAGGGAGGCUGAAGUUUUUUUGCACCUUCGUCUGAAUGCCAUCUUUGAUGACGCAUUGCCUAAUGGUUUUGCCCUGAAUUUCUCGCCGAGGUUGGAAAAGUUUGUGGAAAUACCAGAGUCUUCGCUUCUUGGCUUCGACCAGAUCUACCUUAUUAACUUGGAGCGACGGCCAGAUAGGCUAGAAAAAAUGAAUUACGCAUUACGCGAACAGGGUGUGAAGGCGAAGCUGAUUCGUGCAACAGAUGGAAGAGAGUUGAACCCAGAGAUCAUAAAGCAGUGGAAUAUCACCCAGCUCUCCGGCUAUGCCGAUCCCUACCAUAAGAGGGCACUCAAGUACGGCGAGAUUGGAUGCUUUUUAAGUCAUUAUCGGAUAUGGCAGUUGCAUCCUAUGGAAUUAAAGGACAUGCUUGCCAAGGACUACGAACGAAUCCUGAUAUUGGAAGAUGAUCUGCGCUUCGUGCCAGGCUUUGUCCGGCGCCUGGAGGCCACUGUGAAGGAGGCUGACGUAACGCUACCUGAUUGGGAGCUACUUUAUGUGGGUCGCAAACGCAUGUCCAGCAACGAGGUGAUGGUGAGAGGGGCACGGUUCCUUGCAUACCCUAGCUAUACCUACUGGACCCUAGCCUACGUGCUUCGGCGCUCAGGAGCACAGAAACUGAUGACGCAGCGCCCUCUGGAGAAGAUGGUGGCAGUAGACGAGUUCCUACCAAUUAUGUUUGACCGCCAUCCAAACAAGCGUUGGCUGGCUUAUUUCGAGCCCCGCAAUCUGCUGGCCAUCUCGGCAGAGCCGUUACUGGUGGAGCCACUGCGGUACACUGGGGAACCUUUUUAUGUCUCUGAUACUGAAGACUCGGAAAUCAUCCCGGAGUUCCUCUACACAGAGAGAGAAGAGGACAUAACUUGGAAGGAGAGGCACGAGUCAUGA